Molecule: messenger RNA, 1539 nt
Organism: Hevea brasiliensis (rubber tree)
Lineage: Eukaryota; Viridiplantae; Streptophyta; Magnoliopsida; Malpighiales; Euphorbiaceae
Product: B3 domain-containing protein At5g18000-like
Exons: 4
Coding region: 386-1324 (312 amino acids)
Molecular function (GO): DNA binding
Source: RefSeq, a predicted model, not a curated record
AGUUUGCAGGGGGAUCACUUAAGAAUGAUUAGGAUCAGGAUUUUCCUGUCGAAAUGAAAAUUGGAUGACAAGGAUUCCGUUUCCAUCCCAGAUAGGAGCUGACCAGUUUACUUUAUCAUAAAGCUUGGUAGCAUUAUUCCUUAUGGACAAUCUUGCCACCCAACAAAACUAGAAAUUACACUAUUCAUUCUCACAGAAAAAGCUUAAAAGCCGUCAGUUGGAAUGGCCUUUUCAAGGUCUUAAACAAGGAAAGAGGAAGCAGAAGCACUAGAGAGAAGAGUUUAGGGAGCAAAAUCUCUUCAAGAAAAGCCACAAAAAGAAGGUGAAAGUUCAAGCUUUUCACUAAUGGGUUCUCAUUGUUGUAGCUCACCAUGAACUGUUGAACAUGAUAAUAACUUAUAAGCACCAAAUAAUGAAUUUCCAUCUUUAUCCUCUUCUAGUUGCCAAGUCAGCCUGCCCCUAUUCUUGGCCAGUCAUGGAUUUCAAUGAAGGAGAUGGACCUCGUUUUUUCAAACUUGUUCAUGAAAGUACCAUCGCUGAGGGAAAACUUAUGGUUCCAAACAAGUUUGUUAGACAACAUGGAAAUUGUCUGUCAAGUCCAGUAAUUACCCUUGAGGUCCCAAGUGGUGCCAAAUGGGAAGUUGAGCGGUUGAACAAUGAGGGAGAGAUUUGGUUGGGUGAGGGUUGGAAAGAAUUUGCCCAGCAUCACUCUCUUGAGCAAGACUACGUUAUAUUUUUCAAACAUGUUGAAGAUUGUCAUUUCGAUGUGAUCAUAUGUGAUGAAAGUGGAUUAGAAAUAGAGUACCCAGACCAUGACAGUGAUGUUGUUGAAGUUAUAGAGCUUGAUAUGGAAGAAGAAGAAGAAGAGCAAGAACAAGAACAAGAACAAGAACAAGGAGGAGAAGAUGGCAUUCAAUUGGUGCAUGAAAAUUGUAAUGGCAAGCAAGCUAUAAAGGCUUUCCCUUCCAUUACUUCUCCAGCACUUGAAGCUUCAGACAACUUCACUACAAAUUACCCAUCCUUCAAGAAGGUUGUGCAGCCAGACCAUCUGGAGCAUAGCAAUAUGAAUGUACCAGUCAGUUUUAUACAAAAACAUAUGGAGAGCAAAACACACACUGUGAUGCUUCAAGUUGCAGAUAGAGCAUGGACUGUGAAGUUAAUGUACUAUCCAAGCAGCAACAUGGGUUGCCUAAGCUAUGGUUUCUCCAAAUUUGCAAGGGAAAAUUCUCUGGUUGUUGGAGAUGUUUGUGUGUUUGAACUCAUCCAGAGAAAUGUGCUGAAAGUUUCAAUUUUCAAAUCUAAUUGUACAUGGAUGGGAAAAUAGUUCUGUAACUGAACUUCUAUCUUUUCAUCAUUAUCUUUAAGCACUUUACUUAUGGUCAGGGAAAGACAUACAGUGAGCUUGUUAUGCUUUUAGCGCUCUUGUUUUGUCUUGUAAGGUGAGAUCAAUCUUUGCAAGGUUGAUGGACGUUGGAGCUUUGAGACAGAAGUGACAAUGUUGGUGUAUGGUAGGUUGCAAUUAGUGUUUUAAACAUUGUA